Aspergillus sclerotioniger CBS 115572 is the source of this 2597-nucleotide messenger RNA. RefSeq names its product ATP-binding cassette family ATPase ARB1. The record is from RefSeq and is a predicted model, not a curated record. The coding region runs from base 370 to 2217 and encodes 615 amino acids. NCBI's taxonomy places the organism in Eukaryota, Fungi, Ascomycota, Eurotiomycetes, Eurotiales, Aspergillaceae. Gene Ontology annotation, molecular function: ATP hydrolysis activity; ATP binding. The transcript is spliced from 2 exons.
CUUUGUUGCCUUGCACAUUCUUAUCGAACUCGCUCGGAUCCUGAGUUGAGGACCUUUUGGUCUCGUAUAUAUCGAACCACUUUAUUUCUUCCCUUUUUUCUCUUUUCUUAAUAUCCAACAGAACCCCCCGAUCUGAAUCCCGACGGCCUAUCGAUAAGGGCUAUCCAAGGAACCUCCCCCACUCAGAAGACUUUCGGUCGCCCCCCUCCCACCCCGCUAUUACUGGUCCACCUUCGCUCGAGUUCUUUUUUUCCCUUUUCUCGCCUUCACGGACAGCUUCUGGCUUCUGACCGUCUUCUUCCUUUCCGCCUUCCCACCUCCCUCCCUCCCCCUCUUUCCCUCCCCAUCAACGACCCUCUAUCUACAAAAAUGGUGUCCGCUUCCAAAGCCGCUCGUCUGGCCAAGCGUGCCGCUGAUGGCGACAAGAAGAAGACUUCCAAGUCUAAGAAGGAUGCUGAGGACACCCCUGUCGUCGACGGCGAGGGCGAUGAGCAGCCUGCGACCACCGACGAGAAGAUGAAGGAGGUCGAGAAGUUGACUGCCCAGAUGGACAAGCACGGUCUCUCCGAUCGUGUCACUACCGGUGUUCUUGCUUCGUUGCCCGCCUCCCGCGACGUCAAGGUCACCUCCGCCUCCCUGGUGUUCCACGGAAAGGUCCUUAUCACCGACUCUACCCUCGAACUCAACUUCAGUCGUCGUUACGGUCUCCUUGGUGAGAACGGCUGUGGAAAGUCCACUCUUCUCAAGUCUAUCGCCACCCGCGAGUACCCUAUCCCCGAGCACAUUGAUAUCUACCUUCUCAACGAGGGUGCCCCUCCCAGUGACCUCGGUGCCCUUGAGUGGGUUGUCACUGAGGCCCAGAACCAGCUCGACCGUAUGGAGAAGCAGGCCGAAGAAAUCCUCGAGAAGGAAGGCCCUGACAGCCCUAUCCUUGAGGAUCUGUACGACCGUAUGGACAAGAUGGACCCCUCGACCUUCCACACCCGUGCCUCCCUGAUCCUGACGGGUCUGGGUUUCAACAAGACGACUAUUCACAAGAAGACCAAGGACAUGUCCGGUGGUUGGCGUAUGCGUGUGGCCCUUGCCAAGGCCCUCUUCGUCAAGCCUUCCCUGCUUCUGCUGGACGACCCCACUGCUCACUUGGAUCUCGAAGCCUGUGUGUGGUUGGAAGAAUACCUGAAGAAGUGGGAGCGUACCCUCAUCCUCGUGUCCCACUCCAUGGAUUUCCUGAACGGUGUCUGCACGAACAUGAUCGACAUGCGCAUGAAGCAGCUCCUCUACUACGGUGGUAACUACGACUCUUACCACAAGACCCGCGCUGAGCAGGAAACCAACCAGAUGAAGGCCUACACCAAGCAGCAGGAGGAAAUCGCUCACAUCAAGAAGUUCAUUGCUUCCGCCGGUACUUACGCCAACUUGGUCAGACAGGCUAAGUCCCGUCAGAAGAUCCUCGACAAGAUGGAAGCCGAUGGUUUCAUCCAGCCCGUCAUUCCCGAUCGGGUCUUCAGCUUCCGCUUCGCCGACGUCGAGAAGCUUCCUCCUCCCGUCCUGUCUUUCGACGACGUCUCUUUCUCCUACUCUGGAAAGUGGGAGGACACCCUCUAUGAGCACCUGGACUUCGGUGUCGACAUGGACUCCCGCACAGCCCUUGUCGGACCUAACGGUGUCGGAAAGUCCACUCUGCUGCGUAUUAUGACGGGCAAGCUGAGCCCCAUUGGUGGUCGUGUCAGCCGUCACACUCACUUGAAGCUGGGCAUGUACAGUCAGCACUCCGCCGAGCAGCUGGAUCUGACCAAGUCUUCCCUGGAGUUUGUCCGUGACAAGUUCCCCGAGAAGAGUCAGGACUACCAGUACUGGCGCCAGCAGCUGGGCCGUUACGGUCUCAGCGGUGAGUCCCAGACUGCCCUCAUGGGUACCCUGUCCGAAGGUCAGAAGAGUCGUAUCGUUUUCGCCCUGUUGGCCAUCGAAUCCCCCAACAUGAUCUUGCUGGACGAGCCUACCAACGGUCUCGAUAUCCCCACCAUCGACAGUUUGGCCGAUGCCAUCAACGCCUACAGCGGUGGUGUUGUCGUCGUGUCCCACGAUUUCCGUCUGCUCGACAAGAUCGCCAAGGACAUCAUGGUCUGUGAGAACAAGACCGUCACCCGCUGGAACGGAACCAUCGGCGAGUACAAGAACCACCUCCGCAAGAAGAUGAUUUCUGAGGGUGCUGUCUAAGAAGCCAACGCAACAUGCUUUUGGUUUUCUUGUUUAUGAUUGGAAUGUUAGAGACGACACAUGCAAAUAAAAGGCUGUAGGGGGAAAAGUUUCUUACAGGAGAGAUGAUCCAUCCUGAAUGACAUUGGGGGGUUGUCCGUUUUUCGUCUUUAAAUACCUGGAGAUAUCUUGCUCAUUAUUUGGGUGCUUGUUUUAGAUGGUCUGUUUCAUACCUCAUCCCCUACUAGACUUGAGCGUUUGAGGGUUCAAUUUGAUAUCAUUCCCUUUUCUAUAUAUAUGUUUGAACCGUAGCUUUCCUAGUGCGUGCAAGAUUUUCAGUCUAGUAGCUUCAAAGGAACUACUGUCGAAAUCUAGAUUCUUAGUCGGUUAAUCGCAGACAU